Pichia membranifaciens NRRL Y-2026 is the source of this 4751-nucleotide messenger RNA. RefSeq lists its product as hypothetical. The coding region runs from base 60 to 4337 and encodes 1425 amino acids. NCBI's taxonomy places the organism in Eukaryota, Fungi, Ascomycota, Pichiomycetes, Pichiales, Pichiaceae. The transcript has a single exon. Gene Ontology annotation, molecular function: RNA binding; protein binding; ATP binding. Gene Ontology annotation, cellular component: intracellular anatomical structure. The record is from RefSeq and is a predicted model, not a curated record.
CACUCUUACAAGCGUGGAUCUCAGCCAGAUACAGAGGUGAGGCAAAGGCGUGUUUUGAGAUGGCGAAAAAGUCGAAAAAGGAAUCUACUCCGGUCGAAGAGCCUGCAAGCGAUUCGAAGAAGGGUGGAAAGAAAGGUUCAAAGAGCUCCAAGAAUGGCAAGGAAGAGCCAGUGAGCAGCGGCAAGAGCAACACGCCGGUGAAGAAUGGAAGAGCAAUUGUUGCACAGACGUCGUCGUGGACAGGGAAGCUUCCGGGCUCUUUGCUACACGAGCAUUGCCAGAAGCAGAAGUGGAACAAGGUAGAGUACGAUAUGAAAAAGUUGACGGAUGGGUUUAUCGCUAUUCCGCAGCUCUCGUGGGAAAACCCUAAGACAAAGGAGCUCAUCACCAUCAAAUUCCAUCCGCCGAAGGAAAUUGUGAAGCCUCAGGAAACGCCUCUCGAGGCACGCCACUACGCUGCAACAUAUGCGCUACACAGAAUUGCUUUCAACAAGAACCUCCAUAUGGUUUUACCAAAGAAUCACAAAGACUUGUGGAGCGAUUUGGAGGCAGAGCGGAAACGGAUUACAGCAGAUAAUGAAAAACGAGCCAGACUAGAGUACGCAAACGACCCCUUUUCGGCUGUUCUCGAGAAAAGAAAGACAGAUGACGCAAAGAAAAAAGACCGUGAGGCUAAACAGGCAUCUUUAGAAAAGGUGAAAAAGGCUGCUAUCGUCAUCGGAUCUUCCCCCAGUACUACGUCGAAAACUUCUGCUGUAACUGCAAAGAGGGAGAAAAGCUCUUAUGCAGAGAGUAGAUCUGAAAACUUCUCUACCGCUGACGCCGAUGACCGUUUGAGUAAAGUUAACAAGGUGAGCUUCCCCAGGAAAGUGUGGGACAACAGUAUUCUUUUUGACUUGGACUCCGAUAUUGCCAUCUCCAUCGAAGAUGCCAUCAGAAAUCAUAUCGAGUGGUCUGAGGAGACUCAGAAAUCUGUUGAGGUUGUGGACAAGGAUGAUUCCUAUGCCCCUCUACUCGAGAAGAUAGGAUUCAGGAAAACACACAUCGAUGAAUCGCUAAAAUACACAUACACAUUUAACGACUCCUUGGAGUGGUUGAUUUUCCACUUACCAGAGGAUGACUUGCCAGCAUGUUUUGCCAAGGACGAUUCAGUUUCCAAUGUCAAAUUGAAGAUUGCCAGAGACUUGGACCAAGAACGUUUGAUAGCCAAGUUGGUCCAGGGAGGAUACAGUAGAAAUGACGCUAUUUCCAGCUUACAGCACAACAAUUUUGAUCUAACGAAAUCAGCGGUUUUUUUAACGAAUUCGCUGUUCAAGGACAAGCCACCAACAGAAAAGUCUAAAACUUCGGAUUCUUUGACAGAAUGGGUGGAAGAAAAAAAUAGUCUGAGUAUCAUUUAUGAAUCAAAAAUCAUAGAAGACGACCCACCGAAAGAUGAUGUUUUUGGAAUUUCUUUGAAUGUUGAAGGUCUCAGGCCAAAACUGCUCUCCUUGAAAGUUUAUAGAUCUGAAAGCUACCCAUACGACAUUUGUGGAAUGUUCAUAGUGGUCAAUGACCCAUCUUACUCCUUACCAAACUAUAUUAAGCUUUCAAUUAUUACCUACUUGGUUGAAUACCUUUAUGAGAUAGGAGCUUUAGGAAUGCCAUAUAUUUACACUUGUGUAGACUGGCUAGAACAAAAUAUUAUGAGAAUCAUAAACAAUCCUGGCCCUCUCUACAUACCACCUGAUGAAUUGACAAAAUUGAAGAAUAGCAGAGAUAGCAAUAGUUUGAGUUCAGGUGACAAGCCUGCUUUGGAAAAAAAAUCUAUCAAAGUGAGAAAACUUGAUACUGUCAAAAUCGAAAACCAUUAUUUGGAGAGAGUUAAAUCUUCAGGCUUUGAAAAGUCCAUCAUUAGCAGAUCCAAGUUACCUGCGUGGAAGAAGCAAAGCGACAUUGUCAAAAUCAUUAAUGACAAUCGUGUUUGCUUAGUGACAGGUGAGACAGGUUCCGGUAAAUCUACACAAAUUGUCCAGUUCGUGCUUGAUGACUUGAAUAGGAAAAAGGAUUAUCAAACUACAAUGAUUUGUACCCAGCCUAGACGUAUAUCUGCCAUAGCAUUGGCUGAUCGUAUUUCAGAAGAGAGGACUGAUAGGUGUGGCAAAGAAACUGGUUACAUCAUACGUGGUGAAAACAAAACAUCUGACGAAACUCGGAUCUCAUUUGUAACGACGGGUGUAAUGCUUAGAAUGAUACAAUCUAUUUUCGGCAGAGAGAAAGAAGUACAAGAUUCUUUUUUCAAAAAUUUAGGCUAUAUUUUUAUCGAUGAGGUUCACGAGAGAUCCAUUGAUGGUGACUUUCUAUUGAUCAUCUUGAAGAAAAUGAUCAAAAACUUCCCAAAUUUGAAGAUCAUUUUGAUGUCGGCUACCAUUGAUAAAAGCAUCUUCGAUGGAUAUUUUGGCCAGAUCACGACAAAUGAGAUAGCACAUGUCCAUAUUGAAGGGCGUACGUUCCCGAUUGAUGAUUUCUAUCUUGAUGACGUUUUAAAUAUGACCAAUUUUAAGGUCUCAAGAGGAAGGGCAAGUAGUUAUUUCAAUCAUGAUGACGACCUCAAUAUAGUGGCUCCCUCUGCAGAGUCCAAAUACUUUCAACAAGGAAACAUCAACUAUGAACUAAUAGCAGAACUAGUCUAUCGAGUGAAUGAAGACUUGGACUCCAAAAAUGAUAAGGGAUCUAUUCUAAUUUUUUUACCUGGUGCUAUGGAAAUUAAAAAGUGUUUAAACAACAUUGAAGAUGACCAUUUCUGGAAAUUACCAUUGCAUUCUGCGUUAAGUUCGCAGGAGCAAAAAAAAAUAUUUCAAAAUCCACCUCAUGGUAAACGCAAGAUAAUUGCAGCCACCAAUAUUGCGGAAACGUCCAUUACUAUACCCGAUGCUGUGGCAGUUAUUGAUACGGGUCGGGUAAAAAGUGUGCAAUAUGACUUGAAGUCUAACAACACCAAACUAGUAGAAAUUUGGGUAUCGAGAGCGGAAGCAAAGCAACGUCGGGGUCGUGCUGGUCGUAUUAGAAAUGGCUUAUGCUACAAACUGUUCACCAAAGAAACGGAACGAAAGAUGAUACCCCAACCUAUUCCCGAAAUUAAACGUACUAAACUUGAAUCGGUUUAUUUGGUUGUUAAAGCAAUCGGGGUCAAUAAUGUUUAUGAAUUUUUGCAGAGUGGACUUGAUGCUCCUCAUGAAAAUAACGUUUACAAUGCUAAAAGAGCCCUUGAGGAUAUUGGGGCACUACGCCCCAACAAUGAUGAGCUAACAGCGUUGGGAAAGUAUUUAUCCAUGUUACCUACUGAUUUGAAAUCGGGAAAAGUUUUGAUUUACGGCUGCAUUUUUGGGUGCCUUGAAAACAGUUUGACUUUAGCUGCAAUUGGAGUAACGGGUUCACCCUUCUCUUGUAAGCAUGAAGAUAGAUCUGCAAUGAAGGAAGUACAACAAAAGUUUGGAAAAGACAAUGGUGAUUCGAUUGCUAUUUUAAACGCUUAUAAAGAUUUCAAGUCGUAUUCUUCUAUGAAAGAGCGUAGAAAGUUUUGCAGUGAUAACUUUUUGUCUAUUUUGAGAAUGAAUGAUAUUGAAGCUACGAGAUUACAAUACUUGAACAGUCUGAGAGAGAUUGGUUUUAUUCCGUUCUCUUAUGAUUAUGGGAAGGACAGGAAUAGUGAUGAGGUUUUAAGAUUCAAUAGAAACAAUGACAGUAUGAGCAUUGUCAAAAGCAUCUUAACAGCCUCCUUAUACCCUCAACUUGCAAUGGUUGAGCUACCUGAUGUCAAAUAUGCACAAAGCAUUGGAGGUGCAAUUGCACUUGAUCCCGAGUUCAAGAAGAUCAAAUACUGGACGAGAAAUGAAUACUAUAGGAAAUUGUUUGACAAAGGAGAACUUGAAGUAUCUGAAAAUAAAAGUUCCGAAAGGAUAUAUCCAGCAACAAGAAUAUUCAUGCACCCAUCUUCAUCAUUAUUUAUCAACGAUGAGAAGUCUAGGGUGAACCCCUCGUUCAUAGUAUUUAAUGACUCGCAGGAGACUAGUAAGCUUUAUGCUUAUGGAGUCACACCCAGCUCAAAAAUAUCUGUUUUGUUAUUCGGUGGAAGUAUUUCAUAUGAUGUUACUAGUUUUGCUGGGUCUGCAAAAUCAAAGGGUAUCAUUAUGGAUAAUUGGCUUCCAAUUAGAACAUGGUGUAAAAACGCAGUUUUGAUUGGUAAGCUUAGAAUUUUGUUGGACAAGACGGUAAGGGCCCGCUUAGAAGAUCCUAGAAGCAACGCAGGACAAGAUGUGCUAAAAAUAAUUGAAGAACUAAUCAAGAUAAGCUUGUGAUAACCUGUAUUCAAGAAGACAAUUAUAGACCUGUACAGACAAAUAUAUAGCUGGUAAACUUAUUCAUUGACUUUCCAACCGCCGUUUGAUUCAACCAGAAUAUUUUCGGUAACCCAGAAUUCUAAGCUUGUUUUUACUAGUUGAAGAGGCAUGCCCAAAUUCAUGACUAUGAUACCCAGUUUGACAGGUUCGAGAUUAGACUCGUCUAUAAAAUUUAACACUGCUAAUUUAUCCAAUGUCACCAAAUAACUUUUUUUUACACCAUUUACUUCAAUAUCAAUAUCAGCUUUUGUGUUCUGAGGGUGAAGCUUCAAACUUCUUCCAUUUUGUAAAUUCUUGUAGCGAAGCUCGUAUGCUGCUAGAUCAUUUUGAAUAGCUGGAGGAAACUUGAAUAAAGCGACGUUGGAAGAUAAA